CUUGAUAUUAACACACUUUGUGAUGAUGAUAUUGAAAGGGAGGAAGAUUAUGGCCUUGAUGAAGAAGAAGAAGAAAUUUCUGAUGAUCCAGAUCUUGGUUUAGAUGAAUUAUUAGAAGAGGAUAAAAAUCUUAUUGAAUACUCACCAUGUGUAAUUGUGGAUAAUGACAAUAAAGAUGAAAGAAUUCAAAGAUGCAACAAAGCCAAUCAUGGAGGAGAUUUCAACAGACCUCUUGCCCAACUUAAAGGUAUUUGGGAAGUUGAUCGUGAUGCUGUAGAACAAUGUAACAAUAAUCUACAUGAACUUGGUGUCUGUUAUCAGCACUUUCUCUAUGAUCAGAACAUGUUACAUAAUGAGAAACAGGAAUAUUUACAAACAGAACAAA
Entrophospora candida is the source of this 385-nucleotide messenger RNA. The record is from the annotation of a GenBank genome assembly. Lineage: Eukaryota; Fungi; Glomeromycota; Glomeromycetes; Entrophosporales; Entrophosporaceae.